Molecule: messenger RNA, 489 nt
Organism: Striga hermonthica
Lineage: Eukaryota; Viridiplantae; Streptophyta; Magnoliopsida; Lamiales; Orobanchaceae
Source: the annotation of a GenBank genome assembly
AUGUCGAGAACGAGGCCUCUACCGAGUACUGUUCAGUUUAAUCAAUUGCUCUCGCGUGUGGUCAAUCUGAAAGAGUACUCUGCUGCUAUUAACCUUUUCAAAGACAUCUGCAGUUUAGGGGUUUCAGUUGAUGAAUACACUAUGAAUAUUGCUAUCAACGGCCUUUGCCUUUCGGGCCUGUUUCGAGAGAAGAGGAUUAACGAAUCACAAGAGUUGUUAAGGAAGAUGGUUGGAGAAGGGCUUUCUGAGCUAAACAUUGUAACUUGUGGUAUUGUGGUCGACGGGCUUUGCAAGGAUAGAAUGAUAGACUCAGCCUUGGCGCUUUUGAAGGAAAUGCCCGAGAAGGACAUCCUGCCCAAUGUCGUCACUUACAGUUCUUUGAUCAGUGGUUUGUGUAAUUUCAGGCGUUGGGAGGAUGUAAAAGCUGAUGAAGGAGAUGGUGUUGUUCCAGAUAUAUCCGAAUGCGGUCACGUUCACCAUCUUUAUUGA